AUACAAUUUUAGAAAAUUGAAAACUAACGCUGUCCUCUGUAAACGAAACCAAACUAUAAAAUGUCAUCAUCGCAAUUUCCAUCUCAGUUCUUCUCAACUUUCCCCAACAAAAACACAGGGUCCUGUGUCAAUUGUUUCUACUCCCAUGGACUCCAACCCCAGCUCGGAAGAGGUAGCGAGGAACUGGCUUGAGUCGCCUGCAGACAUCAUGUCCAUGAUUCUGCUAAAGCUAGGUGCCAUUGAUAUCCUUUCCAACCUGCUAAACGUCUGCUCUUCGUGGCGUAAGAUCCGCAAGGACGAUUUGGAGAUUAUAUGCAUAGACGCUGUUGACGUCAAUUUGUUGAUAUCAAUAUUGAGUUCUUCGACUCCGAUGACUUGCUCCUCCAUAUCUCUCGGAGCUCAGAUCAACUUAGAAAACUCCCUGUUUUGCGUUCCUUUAACAUCUCAGGUGAGGGAAUCAGUUGCCAUUCUCCCCAUUUUCUGUGAAAACUAAGGAAACUGUUGGAUGGUGUUGCCCUUUCCUGAAAUCUCUUAAGCUUAACUGUCAAGAGAAGAGAAAUAUGCUAUAUUUGAACAGAAGUUUUUCUGUUUUCUGUUUCUGGAAGUGUAUAGACAACAAAUUUUGGACUGGGUUUCGUAUGAAUGUAGUUUUAAAUCUUCGAGUGCCCAUUCGGCUCAAUGACCAUCAGUAGGCUUCCAAAUAUAUAAGAUCAAUUAGCCCAAUCCAUUUCCAGGCUUCAACCAAGCCAGGCCCACGCCUACCAAAACCUUAUCCGUUGAGAGAAAUCCAAUAGAACAAAGCCACG
This is a messenger RNA of Cucurbita pepo subsp. pepo (vegetable marrow), 806 nucleotides long. NCBI's taxonomy places the organism in Eukaryota, Viridiplantae, Streptophyta, Magnoliopsida, Cucurbitales, Cucurbitaceae. The record is from RefSeq and is a predicted model, not a curated record.